AUGCAAUGGACCACUGACAGUACAGAACACGCGCACAUCACUGAAAUCAAGGGUCCUGCAUGCCCAAGCAACAAUAACAAUUACAAUUCACAAAUCUGUCAUCAUCUAGACCACGCUGACAAAUGUCAUCACUUCGAACUUGCCACGAGUCUGCUCGACAAUAUAUCAAGCUCAAAGCAGCAGGUUCAUACAGAUCAUGGUGAUGCUGUUGAUGAUGAUGUUAAUUUCGAUGUCGACGACGAUCACGACAUCCCAGCAGAGCUUCUUGUGACCAUCAAAUGUUCUGGCUAUUUGCACCCCAUCAUCAAUUACUUUGCAAUUGCAAAGCUCCUCCAGGACAGGGAGGUGGGGACGGUCCCUGUGCCAUUGCGCUUGUUCUCUGUUGGAUGCACAUCAUUUCAUCUUUCCUACGACCCAUCCAUCAGAACCAUUUCUGUCGACGAUGCUGCUCUUAAGUUUGGCCUUCCUGACCUUCACGAGGCUGCUCAUGGGCAGGAUUUUGUUCAUACCAUUGGGGGGGCUAGGAGAGCUGGACCCACUGCUUCACUUCCAUUUGAAAAGCUCCAAGUCUGGUUCAAGCUUCGAUUGCAGGAUACCGAUUUUCAUGACAUUAGUAUCAUAUGGCCUGCCCAGACCCUGAAUUGUUCACCACCUUCUGGUGUCUGGACCUGUGGCCGGUAUGAUCCGGUGAUCGUUAACAACAAUGCGAGAUGCUCAUGGCCUACCAAUGGUCUUUAUGGGCACACUGUCGGUGAAAUCAGGGUGAUUCUGCAUCCUGUUGGAAAAGCGGGCACAAAUUGGUCAUGGAAGGACCACUUCCUCACCUACGUGCAUCGUUUCAACGUCGUUUUGCAAGGUGGAAGCAAUCGUGAGCCGAAUACGCAGCUGCACGUACUCAAACGAGUGAAGCGUUUAAAUGGUACUCGGCUAAGGGCACCUGUUAACCAUGUCCCUCGCUUUGGUGCAAGCACGGACAAUCAUCUCAACCCAUAUAAUGGUAUGGAACAUGCUUCGGAAUUUUGGCUUAACAAAUAUUGGGACAAAAACACAUUCUUCCCUCUUUCCAUGUAG
This is a messenger RNA of Suillus clintonianus, 1071 nucleotides long. RefSeq lists its product as uncharacterized. The record is from RefSeq and is a predicted model, not a curated record. The transcript has 4 exons. Bases 1 to 1071 code for a protein of 356 amino acids. NCBI's taxonomy places the organism in Eukaryota, Fungi, Basidiomycota, Agaricomycetes, Boletales, Suillaceae.